CCCCAGACGGCCUUCCCACUUAGGAAAUGCUAUGCAACAAUGGUGACUUUAUACCAAUUUAGAUGAUUUAUUUUACUGCUCUUAAUAGUUGACGACGUUGAAUGUAGCAAUGUUCAAGCGUCUGAGAACUUUUGUCGUCACUGUCUUCCUCAUUGUGGUCUGCGGGCUUGAUGAAAAAAGUUAUUACAAAACCUCUGAUGGCUUGAAAUGUCUGAAAUGCCGCCCUGGAUCCUACGUUCAGAAAGACUGCACAUCUGGUGCACCACACUCAACAAACUGCAAAGCCUGUCCGGAUGGAAGAUUUUCUCCGGAGUGGAAUAACGUGAUUAGGUGCAAAGAGUGCAGCAGUUGUAACAGCCAUGUCAAUGAAGUGGAAGUGCUGUCUUGUAACAAGACCCAUGACAUCAAGUGCGGAUGCUUGCCAGGACAUUUUCAUAAAAAUGCCGAUGAUCUUUCCUCUUCGAAGUGCAUUCCCUACCAGAGGUGUUCCAAAGGAAUGGGUGUCAAUCUACCAGUGCCACCUGAGAGUGAUGUGACUUGUGGGUAUUGUGUUGAGGGGAGCACCUUUUCAGAUGUCGAGUCAUACAACUCUCCAUGUCAGAAAUGUAAGGACUGUAGAGCGGAUGGUUGGAAUGUCACAUCCGAAUGUACAGUCAAAUCAGAUACUGUCUGUGAUAAACCAACAACCGUACCGCCAACUACGCCAUCUUCAUCUUCAACUGCCAUUACUCCUGGUGAAGAGAACAAUAACAAGCUUGGACCUGGAGGCAUUAUUGGAAUUGUUUUACUCGUACUGGUUAUACUGGUUCUAUGUACAAUCGCCGUGUGGUAUUACUGCAGAAAAACACGUCGUCAAGCUGAAUCUGCAGAAGCUGGCAACAAUGCUAUUGCACUGCGUAAUCUGGGGGCCAAUCAAGACAAUGGUGUGAACCCGAAUCAUGAACAAUAUCAUCCAGUUCCACAAUUAAGACCUGAGCAGGACAAUCGCCCACACGAUAUUUUUAUAUGGAUCUGUGAAUACCUGGGAAGUAGUUACAAAAGUUUCAUCAAGAUAUUACCAGGAGCUGAGCUAUUGACUCGUAGUGAUUGGGAUCAACCACGCUAUGAACGUAUGGAUCUGAAGGACACCAUUAUUUACUUGUUAGAGAAAUGGAAGGAGAAAAAUCCUCACAUUCUAGAUGAGAACGUACCGGCAGAAUUCUCUUCGGCUGCCGCUCGCAUUGGAAGGACUGACAUCUGUGAAGGAUUGGAACUGUUACUACCGAGUUUUGCUGUCCCCAAUGCAGAUGAUGACGGCUUGCCGGACCAAGGAUGAAAAAAGAGCUACAUGAAUUUUCUGAUGUGAAAACCAUAUCAUAAAGUGUCAGACCACAACAGGGGGGAAUUCUUUUGUUUAUAAUUCAAGGUGAAAAUUAAAGGUACACAUGGUUGAAAUUGUAAGUUAUAGGUCAACAAAUGUUAUUCGUAUUAAGAUUCAGGUAAAUUUUCGGACAAGGUGAUUAGGUUGAGAAUUUAGUGAUUGCUGCUGUUAGAAUAAACCAUUGUAGGCCCACAUGUUUCCAAAAAAAGGUGGGUCUGCACUGAUAGGUGUAAGUGCGCCCCGGGUUUUUUGACACACGGCGAAGACACGGGUCUUGAAAAAACACGGGGUUUUAUGAUAGGUGGAACUACGACUACACACUCAAAUAGACGUUUGGUGGCGCCUGUAUCUCAAUUGCAAAUAAACAUAUAUUGUCGUGUUUUCAGCUUUUUGUUAAUAACUCAAAUAGACGUUUGGUGUCGCUUUUCAAAUAGACAUACACUCAAAUAGACGUUUGGUGGCGCUCGUAUCUCAAAUAAACAUAUAUUGUCGUGUUUUCAGCUUUUUGUUAAUAACCCAAAUAAACGUCUAUUUGAGACCAUGCAUUUGACCCCAAGCUGCUGCUUAUAGUCCUUCUUUAGUGUUGAUGGUCAUCCUCUCACACAUAUUUUAGAACAACUCCCUAUGGCUAAUGAUAUGAGACAAGACCACUGUUUACUAAUUUUUAAAGAUUAACUUUUUCUGCCAGUUGGUUGAAACAGGGGAAAUAUCAACAUCUCUCAACCUUGUCCAAAUAUCUUUGGGAAACAUUUCAAUGGAUAACCACGAGUAUAAACUUCACCAGUUACACGAACAACAGUCCGGGAUAUCGUAUCCAAAUUUCAGAUUCACAACCACACACGGUAACUGAAGCGACACGAUCAAACAUGGACAAAUUUAACUGAGCACUAAGCCAAAACCCCAAAGGCUUAAAAAAUCAAUGGUCGUGUCUCGUACCGAGAAGUGUGCUAAAAUGAACCCAGACAGCGAGAAGGGUCUGUUAGCAAUCAAUGUAUGAUAUUGUGUUUUUUAUAACAUUUGCGUAUCUCCUGUGCUAUUUUGUAAAGUUUAAUCUCGUCAUAAUCUGAUCAUAUAUAUCAAAGCUGUCUGUGAAUGUUGUUUACUCCUGUUGAGGUUUGAGUCAUUUUUAUCAGUAUUUAAUGAGUACAUACAUGUAUGUUAAUGGCGUCCAUUUAAAACAUACCAGCAAAAAACAUUGACAUUAAGCUACUAUGAGAAGAUUUUUUAUUCUCACUUCCUGAGAUGUGCUCAAUCAGGCAUCUGAAAAAUACUGUUGUACAUGUUAUUCUUUACAUCUCAGCUGAAAUGUGUUGAGAUUGCGAGCAAUGUGUCCA
This is a messenger RNA of Lineus longissimus, 2694 nucleotides long. RefSeq names its product tumor necrosis factor receptor superfamily member 1B-like. The transcript has 10 exons. The record is from RefSeq and is a predicted model, not a curated record. Lineage: Eukaryota; Metazoa; Nemertea; Pilidiophora; Heteronemertea; Lineidae. Bases 110 to 1315 code for a protein of 401 amino acids. Gene Ontology annotation, molecular function: protein binding.